AUGGAAAGAUUACAAAGACUUCUUGGGUCUGGUGCCGGCCUUGGAGGCUCUGCUGCCUCCCCUGCGGACGGACCAGCCAUAGAUAAUGCAGAAACUGUUCAUAUCUCCUCGUUAGCUUUGCUAAAAAUGUUGAAGCAUGGACGUGCUGGUGUGCCAAUGGAAGUUAUGGGAUUAAUGUUGGGAGAAUUUGUAGACGAGUUCACUAUACAUGUUAUAGAUGUGUUUGCCAUGCCUCAAUCUGGUACGGGAGUGAGUGUGGAGGCGGUGGAUGACGUAUUUCAGACAAAAAUGAUGGACAUGUUGAGGCAAACUGGGCGCGACGAAAUGGUCGUUGGAUGGUACCAUUCACAUCCUGGAUUUGGAUGUUGGCUUUCGUCAGUGGAUGUCAAUACACAGCAAUCGUUUGAGCAAUUGAACAAGCGGGCGGUGGCUGUGGUGGUGGAUCCUAUUCAGUCGGUCAAGGGUAAGGUUGUCAUUGAUGCUUUCAGAACUAUCGAUACCACCACGUUGAUGAUGGGACAAGAGCCUCGUCAAACCACAUCGAAUGUGGGGCAUCUUAACAAACCGCUGAUCCAGGCAUUGAUCCAUGGUUUGAACCGUCAUUAUUACUCGCUCAACAUCGAUUACCACAAAACCUCAUACGAAACCAAUAUGCUUCUCAACCUCCACAAAAAGUCGUGGCAAUCUGGGUUAAAGAUGGUGGACUACAAUCACAAAGAGCACGAAAACUUGGAGAACAUUGACCAGAUGGUGAAAAUUGCCAAGUUGUACAAUCAACGGGUACAGGAAGAGAAAGAGUUGCUGGAGGACCAGUUGAAGACCCGAUAUGUGGGGAAGCAAGACCCCAAAAAACAUUUGGGGGAUACCGCUGAUCUUGCCAUAGAGGAAAACGUCACAUCUUUGUUAACGGGCAACUUGAAUGCAUUAGCUAUCCAGUAA
Molecule: messenger RNA, 939 nt
Organism: Meyerozyma guilliermondii ATCC 6260
Lineage: Eukaryota; Fungi; Ascomycota; Pichiomycetes; Serinales; Debaryomycetaceae
Product: proteasome regulatory particle lid subunit
Exons: 1
Coding region: 1-939 (312 amino acids)
Biological process (GO): proteasome-mediated ubiquitin-dependent protein catabolic process; protein deubiquitination
Cellular component (GO): proteasome regulatory particle, lid subcomplex
Molecular function (GO): protein binding; proteasome binding; metallopeptidase activity
Source: RefSeq, a predicted model, not a curated record